AUGUGCAGUGCGUCUAUCCGGACCCCUUAUCGUCGGCGAGACAAGUUUCGAGCGAAGGCCAUCAGCAAGCGUUCGCAACCACCACCACCAGCACCACGAAAGCCCCCAUGUCAGCCGUGCAUCAAGCGCCGGAUAUCAGGGCAGCUUGCAGUGGCAGCCGCACCGAUGAAUUCUUGAUGCCCGAUGCGACAGGGGGCACUAUCGAGCACAUGGAUCUGUCCAACAUCUUUUCGCAGCGGGCAAUGGAUGCCUUGGAAGCCAGCCUCGCCCCCGCCCCCGAGCUUCUCCCGCCACCAUAUAACCAAUAUUUUGGGCCGUCGUCGCCUGACCAACAGCAGCAAGAGCAGCAGCCAAAGUACAGCGCGAAGCGUCCAAAGGCUUCUGUGGCAGCACUUCCAACCCCGUUUGACACCCCCUCCUACGGCAGCUUCAGCCACUCCAGCAGCGAAGGCAGCCGGCUUUCGGACCUUGAAGUCGGCGGCAGGCAAGCCGAUGCGGGGUCGUCCGACAACGACAGUGAAACUGACUGCACCUCGUGCGUCGAAAAGAUGCUCGAGGCCUUUGAGCGCGUGCACCUGGAGACGGCGCAGCGCAAGGUGCUGUGGCGCAGCAGCACGCCUCAAGACGGCGGGCAGCGCGACAGCCUGGCCAUGGACUCCCGCCUGUUGUACUACCAAAAAGUCCUCAUGUCCACGGGCGAGACCAUGCUCGGCUGCAGCCACUGCAUGAGCCGGUCGGUGGCCCUGAUAUUGAUCGCGUCGCUGGGCGACGCAGUCCUGGACACCAUAGAUCUGAUGCUGGGCAUGACGGAAGGAAAAGAGGGGGAUGAGGAGCGGGCGAGGCGGGACUGUCACCAGGGCCGUGACCAACAGAGGCUGCGGGAUACGAUCGCGCUGAUGGGCGACCGUGGCGGAGGCUACGACGGGCUGAGAGAGGACCGCAGCGACAGUGGCGCCGAAGGGACCGGGGGCAGUGGGCUGGACUGCUUUCUCGACCAGAAGGAUCGACAAGUAGUCAUAAAAGCGCUUCUAGGCUGCCGCCUGGUGCAGCUCCACACCUUGCUUGGUCAAAUCGAUAGGAUGAUCCACAACCAGGCUCGAACCGCGCAGAAAGCGAUCCUGCGAAACACCCUCGCCCGGCUACAGACUUAUUCAUCCAUGUACUCAGUCGGCUGA
Messenger RNA from Pyricularia pennisetigena, 1175 nucleotides. RefSeq lists its product as uncharacterized. Lineage: Eukaryota; Fungi; Ascomycota; Sordariomycetes; Magnaporthales; Pyriculariaceae. The record is from RefSeq and is a predicted model, not a curated record. The transcript has a single exon. Bases 108 to 1175 code for a protein of 355 amino acids.